Messenger RNA from Camellia sinensis, 1314 nucleotides. The record is from RefSeq and is a predicted model, not a curated record. NCBI's taxonomy places the organism in Eukaryota, Viridiplantae, Streptophyta, Magnoliopsida, Ericales, Theaceae.
UUUUCAUGGUUCAGCAUGAUAUGGAGAAUAUUUAUAUGUGGGUUUUCAAGGAAAGGCCCGAGAAUGUGCUUGGUAAGAUGCAACUGAGGAGUUACAUGAAUGGUCAUUCUCGGCAAGGAGAGCGUCCUUUUCCAUUUAGUGUCGAUAAGGGUUUUGUUCGAUCUCAUAGGAUGCAACGGAAGCAUUAUAGGGGUCUCUCGAAUCCUCAAUGUGUUCAUGGGAUUGAAGUUGUUCUCUCCCCUGAUCUCAUGGGGCUUGAUGAAGAUGAGCGGAAAAGGUGGGUGGAACUCACAGGGAGGGAUUUGAACUUUACUAUCCCACCUGAAGCUUACAAUUUCAGUUCAUGGAGGAAUCUCCCAAACACUGAUUUCGAGCUUGAAAGGCCACCUCCUCCAAUAAAGAGUAACCCAAAUCCAAAUCCGAAGAAAUUGCUUAAUGGGUCUGGUUUGAAUUUGUCAACUCAGCCAUCGAACCUCAGUAAUGGCGAUCCAAUGGACCUAUCACCUGUCAGCAAGAGGCAUAAGGACCUUUUCCAACAUGGGAACGAUGACGAAUGUUAUUUGGCUGUUAAUCCUCCUCCUGAUCGUGGUCCGGACAUUGAAAUUCACCCUCAUGAGCCACACUGGUUGAAUGACUUCAGUGGGGUGAUGAGGAAUGUUUAUGGGCCUGUCACAGCUGCAAAAACAAUCUACGAAGAUGAAGAGGGUUAUUUGAUCAUCAUAAGCUUGCCCUUUGUGGAUCUUCAAAGGGUGAAAGUUUCUUGGCGGAACACCCUCACUCACGGGAUCAUCAAAGUUUCUUGUUUGAGCACUUCUCGAAUGCCAUACAUCAAGAGACACGACAGGACUUUCAAGCUUACAGAUCCAUCUUCAGAGCACUGUCCUCCGGGUGAAUUCGUUAGGGAGAUCCCACUUUCAACCCGAAUCCCCGAAGAUGCUCAUAUAGAAGCGUAUUAUGAUGGACCAGGAACGGUGCUAGAGAUUAUGGUGCCGAAACUCCGCGUGGGCCCAGAAGAACACGAGGUUCGUGUUUGCCUUCGCCCUCAUCUGGGGACCAAUGAUCUUAUGUUGACCUGACCAGGGCAUAUGUGUAGGGGUAUUUGAUAUGGGUGGUGCUUCAUUGGUUUUACUAACUUUGUACCAUACAGUGUAAUCUAUUGGACAAAAUGUGCAUCUUACAUUUUGCCAUUUUUAAUAUUAGGUCACUAAUUGCUAUGGCUUUUGUUAACCAUGCAUUUGGUUGGCUUUUGAUUGUAUUCACUUUUUUAGUGGUAUUAUAUAUUUGAAUUGCUUGUUCAAAUCUGUUUUUAUUCUA